GUGGUUGGUAGUUUUGAGGUAAAGCUUCUCUUUGUGACUGGGGUACUGUCAAAAUCAUACGAUCAAAUAUCUUUAAAAGAGUUGCAGUGUGUCUGAUAAGUUUUUAUGUAUGUGUGCAUCAAGAUUUACAGGCUCCUUCCUGAAGCACUCCUUAUGCUUUAAGGUCUUGCUGCUUAAACUGCAGUGAAUGGAAAAUUGGGGAGGAGUCUAGCCAGCACAGGCAGGAAAUGGUUAACAGCCAUUUGUAUCACCUGGGAAAGCAAUUCUUUGAUUUGUCAGAGGGCGCUAACAUGCUGCAAUUCAUAGGAAACAAAGGAAAGGGAAGCAACUAUUAAAUGUGAGCCUGGAUCUUAAUUUCAGUGACAGAACUGAGGAGCAAGGCUGGACCUUGAUGUUUGCUGCAAAAUGUGGAAUUUGGGAUUGAAAGUAAUUUUUUUGUCCUAUCUUGAUUCAGAGCGGAAACAGGGAAAUAAAUCUGGUUUCAACUGGAGAACUUAGACUCAAGAGAAGUUAUCUGAGAGCUGCAGUUGUCCUGAUAAAAUGUCCAUCAGGGGGCUGAAGAAGAAGCAACCUAAGACUUUUAAAGUGAAAGUUAUAACAAUGGAUGCUGAAAUGGAGUUCAGCUGUGAGAUGAAGUGGAAGGGAAAGGACUUGUUCGACUUGGUGUGCCGAGCAUUAGGACUAAGGGAAACUUGGUUCUUUGGCUUGCAAUACACAAUAAAAGGAAUGUACACCUGGUUAAAGAUGGAUAAAAAGGUUUUGGAUCAAGAAAUCCCCAAAGAAGACCCUGUUAGCUUUCGUUUUUUGGCUAAAUUUUAUCCAGAGAAAGUGGAAGAGGAGCUAUUACAGGAAAUUACCCAGCACCUAUUCUUCUUGCAGGUUAAGAAACAGAUAUUGGAUGAAGAAAUCUACUGCUCUCCAGAGGCUACAGUUUUAUUGGCUUCUUAUGCUGUGCAGGCUAAGUAUGGUGACUAUGACCCGAAUUUUCAUGAGCCAGGCUUUCUUGCCCAAGAAGAGCUGUUACCCAAAAGAGUCCUCAGGCAAUAUCAGAUGACGGCAGACAUGUGGGAAGAAAAGAUAUCUGCUUGGUAUGCAGAGCACAGGGGUAUUGCCAGGGAUGAAGCAAAGAUGAACUAUUUGAAAAUUGCUCAGGACUUGGAGAUGUAUGGUGUCAAUUACUUUCCUAUUGCUCAAAAUAAGAGUGACACAGAUCUCCUACUUGGAGUUGAUGCUAAAGGUAUUCAUGUCUACAGCAUAAAUAACAGGUUCUCUCCAAAUAAGUCUUUUGAAUGGAGUGGUAUCAGAAACAUUUCCUAUAGUGAGAAAGAGCUAACUAUUAAACCUCUUGAUAAAAAAGCAGAAGUUUUCAAAUUCUUUUCCUCUCAGCUCAAAGUGAACAAACUGAUUUUACAGUUGUGCAUUGGUAACCAUGACCUGUUCAUGAGAAGGAGAAAAGUUGACUCCAUUGAGAUCCAGCAAAUGAAAGCUCAGGCUAGGGAGGAAAAGGCUAGAAAAAAAAUGGAGACUCAAAGGCUGGCCAGGGAGAAGCAGCUCAGAGAAGAAGCAGAGCGAGCCAAAGAAGAGCUGGAAAGGCGCCUCUUCCAGAUGGAAGAUGAAGCCAGGCAAGCCAACGAGGCACUGCUUCGGUCCCAGGAAACAGCAGAGCUGCUGGCUGAGAAAGCUCAGAUUGCAGAAGAAGAGGCCAAACUGCUGGCCCAGAAUGCUGCAGAAGCUGAGCAAGAGCGGCAGAGGUUGGAGAUCACAGCACUGAAAACCAAGGAGGAGAAGCGUCUGAUGGAGCAGAAGAUGCGGGAGACAGAGCUGAUCGCAGUAAAACUGGUGAAAGAGUCAGAUCGAAGAGCCAAAGAAGCUGAGCGUCUAAAACAGGAUCUGCAAGAAGCCAGGGAAGCUGAACGAAAAGCGAAGCAGAAACUUCUGGAUGUAACUAAGCUUAAUUAUCUUCAUGUAGCCCGGUAUCCUCAUCAUUCAGCUGCUGACAACAGAGACGUUAACUUUGACAAAGGAUCUGUAAAGAUGGAUUUAAAAGAUGUAGAUCUGAAGAGACUGUCCUUUGAGAUAGAAAGAGAGAGGUUAGAUUACUUGGAAAAGAGCAAAAAAUUUGAAGAUCGAUUGAAAGAGCUGAAGUCAGAAAUCUAUGCGCUGAAACUAGAGGAAAAACAAACUGGGCUCUACUCUCACUGGAAUGAAGUUCUUGGAUCCUUGGAUCGUUCAAUAGGAAAUGCUUCCUCAUGGAUGAAAAGCUUUGGACCUGGAGACCUAUUGGAUAUAAAUCUUCGAAAGCCCUUCCCAGCUUAUCCAUUAAAUGCCACAAACAGCUGGCCAUGUACCAACAAGAAUCAACAUACAGCGCCUGUGGAAAACUCAACUUUUCAAACAAAUACCUUGGUUGCCAGUAAUGUGGGGACAGGAACUAGAAAACAGAUUAUAAAGGUUCAGCAGCAUGACUCGGAUGUGAUCUACAUUUGAAGUGUCUCGGAAACUUGGCAGUAAUGCUUUCAUCAAGAGGUGAAUAGGCAGAAUUUCAGAGUAAUCCAUUUGUCUGCCACAAAAGUUACUUAAACAAAACCACUAUAUACAUUUAGCUACUCAAUGAUGUCAGCAUCAAAACAUGUCCUGUAAUGUGUGGUGCUGCUCAGUUUCCAGACAGGCAGCAUAUGCCUGUAGUACUGAAAAUGACAAGCAUCUUUCAUACAGUGGCAAAUAUGAAAUAAUAUAGGAGCCAAGUUACAUCAUGUGUGCUUUGUGAGAACACUUUAGGAGAUAAGGCAUUUUAAAUUUAAAGUGCUUUUUAAACUAAAGCACCACUGAAAUGCAGGACCCUUUAAAGCAAAGAUUAACCAACAGUCAGUGGAACACACUGGGAGGAAGCGAUCUUUGGGAAAACUCCUGCUUUUAUUUAAAAAAAAAAAAAAAAAAAAAGAGCAUAUAGGACUUUGUGUUUAAGUCUUGGCAGCUGGUGUGACACUUCUAAAGUCUGUUUCAGCAUAUUUGUUAGCUCACAGAACAUUUUUUCACUUCUUAUCCCUAAACAUAAGACUGUCCGCAUACUUGACUUGUAUUUCUAUUAGGGAAAGUUUAGCUCUUAAUUCAGGAUUGGACAGGCUUUUUUGGGGGUCUUAAUACAUCUAUUAUUUUGAUGUCUUAUGGAGAUGUGAAUGAAUCCUUAAUUUGAAGUGCUAGGCUUCUGUUUCUAUAUGGUUUUUGUGAUUAUGUAGAAUACCUUCACUGCUGACAACUGUAGAAGACUCUGUAUAACCUACUAUCUCAGAAAUUUAAGUACUAGAGACAAAGGACACCUAAUGGUAUCUGCUAAAGAGGGACUCGUUUCUGAUGAAGACUAAACAUGGUAUCCAGCAUCUACUUUAUCAGUAGAACCAAUUUGUACUUGAGGAUGUUGUGCAUUAAAUGUGUAUUUAAAUGAGACCUUCAUACAGACUUCUAUAGAAGCGGACAAUACAAAAUUGUAGCUCAAGUAGGUUGAACAUGCAGGACUGAGUAAAAAAAAUGGAUGUUAAUGUUCAUAAACAUCUAGUCUUAUAAGUUAAAAAUCUAAAGUAUGUUGAAUAAAGUUUCAAUUCCUUCUA
Messenger RNA from Dermochelys coriacea (leatherback sea turtle), 3605 nucleotides. RefSeq names its product merlin-like. The record is from RefSeq and is a predicted model, not a curated record. Gene Ontology annotation, biological process: positive regulation of early endosome to late endosome transport; regulation of organelle assembly; regulation of cell shape. Gene Ontology annotation, molecular function: actin binding; cell adhesion molecule binding. Lineage: Eukaryota; Metazoa; Chordata; Testudines; Dermochelyidae. Bases 541 to 2487 code for a protein of 648 amino acids. The transcript has 18 exons. Gene Ontology annotation, cellular component: adherens junction; apical part of cell; filopodium.